AUGGACAUCUUGAUCUUAGGAUCAUCAAAAGGAGGUUACAUGUACCACCAUAUCCUGAUAUUAACAGAUCAUUUCACGAGAUUUGCCCAUGCCAUAUUCACAAAGAACCAGACAGCAAGAACAACAGCUGAGACCCUUUACACCAACGUCAUGACCAAAUACGGGUUUCCAAAUAGGAUACAAGGAUACAUUGUGAACACAGAGCUAAUUUUGAGGGAACACUCAACCCAACUUAGAAGUCCAACUGGAAAGCCCACAUCCAUCAUUGAUAAUCUUAGUUUACUACCAAAGUAUAAAGGACAAGCGUCUAUGGAACCAUAUGUCAGUUUUUAUAACGCGCCGCCAGGGGGAGCUGUAGAUGGAUAUCUCCAGGAGGAACGUGGACAAGCCACAUCUGUGAAUCGACAUGUGGGGUUUUCUGUUUUUGUUUUCAACGAUCCAUUGUACAUUCCUCCAUUCAACUUAUCCCAACAUCUCGUCUUCACUCACAAUGUAUCCACCUGUCCUGAUAGUGUGACAACUGUGAAAAUCAAUAAAGAGACACAGGGGGCUGCCAUUUAUAAUUCUAAGGAUCCCCCUGUGAGUACACCAUGUCUGUACUAUGAACCCACGUUUGCAACUAUUGAAAUUUGCAAAGUAAAAGUAAUGGGUUGUCCAUCUAUACAUUAUGGAGAAAAUUGCGAUCUCUGUAAUCCUAAAUGUCGUAAUAUAGUGUGUGAUGCUUUUAAUGGUUCCUGUGUCUAUGGAUGUAGUACCAAUGUUAUUGAAUCACCGUAUUGUUCAGGUACACUCUGUAACAAAACAAAUGGAAUGUGUACAGAGGGAUGUCAGGACAACUGGAAAAAUUCAAAGUGUAAUGUAUGUAAAAAUGGAUUUUAUGGAGCAAAUUGUGAAUUUCCUUGUGGUAAAUGUAGAAUCAGGGACCUUUUGUGA
Saccostrea cuccullata (small rock oyster) is the source of this 933-nucleotide messenger RNA. RefSeq lists its product as uncharacterized. The transcript is spliced from 7 exons. Lineage: Eukaryota; Metazoa; Mollusca; Bivalvia; Ostreida; Ostreidae. The coding region runs from base 1 to 933 and encodes 310 amino acids. The record is from RefSeq and is a predicted model, not a curated record. Gene Ontology annotation, molecular function: nucleic acid binding.